Molecule: messenger RNA, 2335 nt
Organism: Botrytis deweyae
Lineage: Eukaryota; Fungi; Ascomycota; Leotiomycetes; Helotiales; Sclerotiniaceae
Exons: 7
Coding region: 505-2226 (573 amino acids)
Biological process (GO): transmembrane transport
Molecular function (GO): transmembrane transporter activity
Source: RefSeq, a predicted model, not a curated record
CGGUUGAUGCAAGUCACCAGCGCAUGAGUGAGGCACAUAAUGUUCUUAUGAACAAGAUGCAUGCAUAAUAUUACACAACAAGGAGCUCGUGUCAGCAGGUACCAUGAAUGGAAGCCUGAUUUUACCUUUGCGAUAUAGAUUUUGAGCCUCAUAAAUGAGCUGAUUCGAUCAUCGUUCGUUUUUGGACGAUAUCACCUUGGUGGAACUCAAAUGGGCAAUAGAAUGUAUGAUAAGGCGUAUAAAGAUACUAUGGAGGAUUCAACAGGACAAGACAGUGGGAAUGGAUUACAGCACCGCCGUUCAUAUGCAGAUAUGAUGUCUUGGCUGGGUUGUUAAAUAGGGCGCCUUGCCAGAGUUGGUGAAGCGACGAUGGUGUAGGUAUCCACAAAGGGGCGUAGUAUGUGUAUAUAUUCCAUUUGCUUUCCCGUGACCAGCAUACUGGCAUCUUUUUGAAGUAUCGUACUUCGACAUCUACAUACAAACGAAACGUUAAACUUCCUUAUAAUGUCGCAGGGUGAGCAAAUCAAAGAUUCAGACCAUGUCGCUGUCGCUACCAGCGACAAACAAGCCUCAUCUGACGCCCUGGAAUCUUCAGAUGUAGAGAAGAAAGCUUCCUUCACAACUCCAGAUGGCAUCGUUGAAGAUACGUCUUUUGUAUACAUGACAGGAUGGAGACUCCACUUGAUGCGACUAUGUUGUGCAAUCUCCAUGUUUCUCGUUAAUAUGGAAGUCUCCAUCAUUGGCACAUCCCUAAUAUCUAUCACCAAUGAUCUGCGAGGUUUCAGCCAAAUGGGCUGGGUUGUAACGGGCUAUCUUAUUACCUAUACCGGCUUACUCAUAAUCUGGGCCAAGAUUAGCGACAUCUACGGGCGCAAGCCCGCGAUGAUAAUCUCCAUGCUUAUAUUUACCGUCUUCUCCGGCGGAUGUGGCGCUGCUCACACCAUGAUGCAAUUGAUUGUAUGCCGAGUAUUCCAGGGUGUGGGAGCCGCUGGUGCGGUAUCGUUAGCGCUAGUAGCCGCGUAUGAAAUGGUUCCGAAAGAUAAAUAUCCGUCGCAAGCGGCUCUUAUAGGGUCUGCAAUUGCAUUGGGGAGUCUAGUGGGGCCGUUGAUUGGGGGAGGCGUCAGUGAACAUUCGACUUGGAGAUGGGUGUUUUUGAUCAAUGUUCCUGUCGGUGUGGUAUGCGCGGCUCUACUUUAUAUCUCUGUUCCUUCCAAUUUUCCCUACCAUGGUCGUCCUGUCCUUCCUCAUCCUAUCACAAAUUCUCUCUCUCGUCUCGAUAUUUCGGGGGCAUCUCUUCUCCUGGGCGCCACCGUCUUACUCGUAACAGUCCUUCUUGAAGCCGGUAUAGAAUUUGCCUGGAAAUCCGGUACUGCGAUUGCAUUAAUAAUCUUAUCUGGAAUAAUGUUCGUCGCAUUCAUGCUGAACGAAAAGGUAAUGAGUAAGGAAAAAAGAACUCAGGAACCUGUAUUUCCUUUCAGAUUUUUAUCGAAUCGGCCUUGGAUGGGGACCUUGCUAAUGUCAUUCCUCUCCGGAGUCCCCUACAACAUAAUCGUAAUCGACAUACCCCAACGCUUCCAAGCCAUCGAUUCCAUCUCGCCCUUCACAUCCGGACUCCGACUCAUCCCCUUCAAUUUCUCCAUCUCCCUCUCCUCCAUUCUCGUCAACAUCAUUGCCAAACAACGUGUACCGCCCAUCAUCCUUCUCUUCAUUGGUUCCAUCAUUCAACUUGUCGGCAUGUCGCUCUUCUCCACCCUUCCCGAGAACGGUACGCUACCGAACACCAUUUAUGGGUGGGAAGUACUGACCGGUUUUGGUAUGGGUUGGGUCAUGGGCAUUUGUUUGUUGUUGCCACCAGCGGUGGUCGAAGGUAGAGAUCUGGCUAUAAGCGGCGGAUCUCUUCUCCAAUUUCGCGUUCUAGGCGGCGUCCUCGGUCUCGCCAUCUCCACGGCCAUAAUGAAUAACCAUCUCACCUCUCAUCUCACCCCCUUACUCGGCGCCGAGCAACUCUCUUUACUACUACAAUCUACACGCGAAAUUGAAAACUUGUCGGAAGAGUUGAGGAUAGAGACAGUGAAAGCGUUUGCAUAUGGAUAUAAUAUUCAGAUGAAAGUUAAUGUUGCGUUUUCGGUGGUGCAGGUUUUGAUUGUGGGGGUGAUAUGGACGAGAAAUGGAAAAGGUUGGAGGGGGCAGAUUGAGGUGGUUGAGAAACAGAUCCUGAAGGAAUAAUGUUGUUCUAACUCCUAUAUACCUGAUAUUAACGAUUUAUCUGAUAUCAACUCUAAAUUAGGGUUUUCAGGGGUUUAAUCAUAAUCAAUUACAUUUUUAGAAUCUAUAA